AUGCAAGUACCUCUGAUCAGACUCCAGUGCGGCAAAGUCGGUACAUCAUCAGCGGCAGCCAAAUAUGCCUCAGCCACGCCCUCAAGUGAGCUCUCAAUAGAAGCAGAGAAGCCAUAUGCGGAGCUAUGGAUGGGCACGCACCCCUCAAACCCAUCCAAAGAUGUAGAAACAAAACGAACGCUGCUCGAUCUCGUACAAGAUAACAAAGCCUUGCUCUCCGAGAACAUUGGCAAGCGCUAUGGGGAGAAGCUGCCUUUCUUGUUCAAAGUCCUUUCCAUAAGGAAGGCGUUGAGCAUUCAGGCACAUCCGAAUAAGAAGCUGGCUGAGCAACUACAUGCGAAGGAUCCAAAGAACUAUCCAGAUGACAACCACAAGCCCGAGAUGACCAUAGCCAUCACACCUUUUGACGGUCUCUGCGGCUUCCGCCCGCUCCAAGAAAUCUCCCACUUCCUCUCCACCGUCCCUUCACUCCGUAGCCUGGUCGGCGAGACCGCUGCCCAGAACUUUCAAGAUGCAGUCAAGGGCAAGGAGACGCCCGACUCGGAGGACCUCAUUCAAGGCAACAAGAAGGCUCUCCAGGCCAGCUUCACCGCUCUGAUGCAGAAUGACAAGUCCGCUGUCGCAUCAGCUACCAAAGACUUAGUAGCAGCUGCCCAAAAAGAAGGUUCUCAAUUUGCAGGAGAAGGCGGGCCCUCGAAUACGGGCAAAGAGCUUGCAGAUCUAGUCGUCCGCCUGAAUGGGCAAUUUGAGGGCGAUAUCGGAUUAUUUGUGCUCUUCUUCCUCAACUACGUCAAGCUUGAGGUUGGGGAAGCCAUGUUCUUGAAGGCUGAUGACAUCCACGCCUAUCUCAGUGGUGACAUAAUCGAAUGUAUGGCCUCCUCCGACAACGUCGUCCGCGCUGGAUUCACCCCCAAAUACCAAGACAUCCCGACACUUACUACAAUGCUAACCUACUCGUACGCGCCCAUCUCCUCGCAAAAAAUGUCCCCCGUGGACUACCCCUACGUCACCCUCAACAGCACCGCCUACUCCUCCAACUCCGCCUCAACGCUCUACGACCCGCCCAUCGAAGAAUUUAGCGUCGUGAAAACGGAUCUUCUAGCUAAGGGCGCAAAGGCGACGUUUGAGCCAAUUCAAGGUCCGAGUGUGCUGAUUUGUACCGCAGGGGAGGGGACGAUUAGCGUAGGGCCGAAGAAGGAGGAGAUGAAAGAGGGAUUCGUGUUUUUUGUGGGGGCGACGGCGGAAGUUGUGCUGGAGAGUGCGGGGCAGGGUUUUACGACUUUUAAGGCGUUUUGCGAGCUGGAGGAGGGGAAGGAGUCGGUAAAUGGGGCGAAAUAG
Molecule: messenger RNA, 1338 nt
Organism: Bacidia gigantensis
Lineage: Eukaryota; Fungi; Ascomycota; Lecanoromycetes; Lecanorales; Ramalinaceae
Gene: PMI1
Product: Mannose-6-phosphate isomerase
Exons: 4
Coding region: 1-1338 (445 amino acids)
Biological process (GO): carbohydrate metabolic process; GDP-mannose biosynthetic process
Cellular component (GO): cytosol
Molecular function (GO): zinc ion binding; mannose-6-phosphate isomerase activity
Source: RefSeq, a predicted model, not a curated record